This is a messenger RNA of Carica papaya (papaya), 2941 nucleotides long. Its product is annotated as transducin family protein / WD-40 repeat family protein. Gene Ontology annotation, biological process: meristem growth; meristem maintenance. Gene Ontology annotation, molecular function: protein binding. NCBI's taxonomy places the organism in Eukaryota, Viridiplantae, Streptophyta, Magnoliopsida, Brassicales, Caricaceae. The record is from RefSeq and is a predicted model, not a curated record.
UCCAUCUUUCCUCGCUUCCGCCUAUGUUCCUCUUUCUCUCUUUCCCACGCUUCACUCACUAUUCACAUCAAUAUACGACGUAAAACCUCCCAGAGUUUAGCCGCCGAAUGAUGAUUGAGUACCGUUGUAGCUCAAUCCAUUGGAAGCCGUCACCGGUAGUUGCCCUAGCCACCAGUGCCGACGACUCUCAGGUCGCUGCCGCUCGAGAGGACGGCUCGUUGGAGAUUUGGCUCGUCUCUCCCGGCGCCGUAGGCUGGCACUGUCAACUUACUAUUCAUGGAGAUCCUAAUUCGAGAGUUUCAUCGCUUGUGUGGUGCCGUGCUGGCUCGAAAGGGUUGCCAUGUGGUCGGUUGUUUUCUUCCAGCAUCGACGGGUCAGUUUCAGAGUGGGAUCUCUUCCACUUGAAGCAGAAGAUUGUGCUAGAGUCAAUUGGCGUUUCAAUCUGGCAGAUGGCUGUCGCACCCACUAAUGAUCAACUGGUUUAUGCAGAACCUAAGGUUCAACAUAUUGGCAACGGAUUUUUAAAUGGUAACUCUGAUGAUAAAGAAGACGGUGAAACCAGUGGGAGUGAGAGUGAUUCUGACGUAGAAGAUCUUCACAAGCAGUCAGUUAUUUUGGAUAGGCAUGUUGCCAUUGCUUGUGAUGAUGGUUGUGUAAGGAUUUAUACUAUCCCUGAUUCCAAUGAGUUGAUAUACCAAAGAUCAUUGCCUAGGGUCAGUGGGCGUGUUCUAAGUGUGACUUGGAGUUCUGAUGCGAAUAUGAUCUACUCAGGAAGUAGUGAUGGGUUGAUAAGAUGUUGGGAUGCAAAACUGGGUCACGAAAUUUAUAGAAUUACAGUUGGACUUGGAGGUUUGGGUGGUGGACCUGAACUCUAUGUGUGGUCAUUGCUUUCAUUGAGGUGUGGGACUCUUGUUAGUGGAGACAGUACCGGCAGCGUUCAGUUUUGGGACAGCAAGCAUGGAACUCUUCUGCAGGCACAUUCUAAUCACAAGGGUGAUGUGAAUGCUCUUGCAGCUGCUCCUAGUCACAACAGAGUUUUCUCUGCUGGUUCUGAUGGACAGGUUAUUCUUUAUAAGCUCUCUAGCGAGAUGGUUGGUUCUGGCGAUGACAAUUCUUCUGCUGAGGUGACAAAAAAAUGGGUAUAUAUUGGUUAUGUAAGAUCUCACACGCAUGAUAUCAGGGCCUUGACGGUGGCAGUGCCAAUUAUCCGUGAAGCAGAUCCUCUGCCAGAGGAAGAGUUGCCAGAUAAAAAGUCAAAAAGAAGUCGUAGCGAGCGCUGUAAGGAGAAGCCCAUUGACUUUACGUAUCAUAAGUGGGCUCACCUAGGAGUUCCAAUGCUUAUCUCAGGUGGUGAUGACACGAAGCUUUUUGCCUAUUCUGCUCAGGAGUUCACUAGGUUCUCUCCGCAUGAUAUCUGUCCUGCACCUCAGAGAGUUCCUAUAGAACUGGUGCAUAAUACAAUAUUUUGUCAGACUUCUUUGCUUCUGGUCCAAGCUUCUUGCUGGAUAGAUAUUCUCCGUGUUAGCGUUAAAAAUAAUUCUGCAGGCCGGGCAGCAACUGAUUUGUUGGCUCGGGUUAAGAGUAAGGCUUCUCGGAGGAUCAUUUGCAGUACAAUUUCUAAGUCUGGAGCAUUUUUUGCCUAUUCCGACCAAAUUAGACCCAGCUUAUUUGAAUUGAAGAGAAAUGAAUUUGGGGAGAGUAAGUGGACUGUUACUAGGAGGCAGCUUCCUCCAAAACUACCAUUUGCACAUUCUAUGGUUUUUAGUUCUGAUUGUUCGCGUUUGAUGAUAGCAGGACAUGAUAGAAGAAUAUAUGUUGUUGAUGUGGGAAGUUCAGAACUCGUCCAUACCUUCAUACCUUGCAGGGACGAGCAUGAAGAGGAAUUACAACCUAGUGAACCUCCGAUAACAAAAAUGUUCACAAGUUCUGAUGGGCAGUGGUUAGCUGCUAUCAACUGCUUUGGAGAUGUCUAUGUGUUCAAUCUUGAGAUACAAAGGCAACACUGGUUCAUAUCAAGAUUGGGUGGUGCCUCUGUUACAACUGGUGGUUUCCAUCCCUGGAAUAACAAUGUUCUUAUAAUUUCAACCUCCUCAAACCAUGUCUUUGUGCUUGAUGUUGAAGCUAAACAAUUGGGGGAAUGGUCGAUGCAGCAUUCUUAUGUUCUGCCAAAGAGAUACCAAGAAUUUCCUGGGGAGGUUAUUGGGAUCACAUUCUCGCCUUCCCCAAGUUCAUCUGCUAUAAUUUAUAGCGCCAGGGCAAAGUGCUUGAUUGACUUUGGAAUGCCAGUUGAACGGGAUGAUGAAAAUGACUUGGUAAAUGGCUGCGUAACCAAGAAAUUGCAAAAUGCCCUCCUUAAAGGGGGUCUAAGGUGUGGGAAUGGGACUCGAAAACGGGCUCUGGAGGACUGUCAGACAGAAUUGAAACUAAGUGGUAGAAGGAAUUUUGAAGUUUUGCCUUCCAAAAACCCUGUUUUAUUUAUUGGACACCUUUCAAAAAAUUCCGUCUUGGUCAUAGACAAACCAUGGAUGGAAGUGGUUAAAUCUUUGGAUACUCAACCUGUUCACAGAAAUAUUUUUGGGUCAUAAAAUUUUGUUCUCGAAAAAGGGAGAAAUUUCAAAUACGUCGUUUGAUCCCUCCUUUCUGAUGUCAUGCCAGUCUAUCAUGAUCAUAUGUUGCAAGUAAUUGGGAUGCAUCAUGUCAGAAGGACUAGGUUUCGAAGUGGGGAUCUCAAGCAUGUUGUGUAUUGUAUGGGUCAAAUGAUUUUGUUAACAUGAUAAAUUAGUGUUUCCUCUUCAAUCUUUUAUUCUAAUUUAAAUUUUUGUGUUUACUGGUUACUCAACCCUAUUUUUCUUCGAUUAGGGGAUGAACAAUGAAAUUUAGAUAGGGAAGUUUAAAGACCAGAUUCAUUGAUUAAAUAUCAAAGUAGGAAUUCUUGUGUAAA